AUGAAUUUCCUAGCCCUUCUCAGCUCUCUCAUUUUCUACACCGAAGCAUUCAAACUUUCCUUCUACAAGAACACAAACUGCGCAGGAGAAUUUGUGGGUACAUGGGUUGGGGGAGAAGGGCAAGGCUGCCGCCAGGAAUAUUCUGGCCUCGCUGAGGGAGUCGUUGUUCAAUCUACCGGACCAGUCGAUGAUUUUACAACCGUACAAUUCUAUAGCUCUGACGACUGCACUCCCGGAACAGAAAUGACUCGAGCCAAUGUCGGAUGUCUUACGGUUGACCAAGGUGUUGUUGGUGCGUACAAUUCGUUCCAGGUUGUGUCGACCAACUCACUAGCCGCACGUUCCUCCAAACGUCGCACUCUUGGCCAACGUCGACACACUUUUCCAUUCCCGUCUGCCGCUGCAAAGACCCCUUCGACUCCAAUCGUAUACCAUGGAAUGGGUAUAUCGUUUGAGGGCAUCGAGUAUAAGUUGCAUCAGAUACAUGCCAAUGGAUAUAUAGGAAUCUUACCCAAUGAGUGGGACGAUGCAAUCCAUGUCAUGAACAAUGCCGAGCUGGUCCCUGACAAUCUUGUGCGAAACCUCACAAUCCGAGAAGUCGACGAACGUGACUUACUCGAAGCCUUAUGCAGCACAUUCGCCACGUGUAUUGAGAGAGCGUCAGAAACUGGUGUUGCUGUCAAGGACGUCUUGAAUCCAUAUGUCGAGAAAACCGGAACUACGGCGAAAGCCGUUGGAAAGGCAAUCUUUGAUUUCUUGAAAAGCCCUUUCUUCACUCAAGUUGCUGUUGAGACUGCUGGUGGUUUAGUCCCUGCGGCUCUUGGAGGUGUCAUUCAAGCCGUUGUAGGAGCUCAGGUGCAAGGCAAUACGAACAAUGCCCAAGCAUGUUCUCAACAGCAGGAUCAGAUUGACGCUCUCAUAUCGAUCGUACAGUCUCAAGUGUCGGCUCUGGAAGCGGCGUCAGCCAAGAUCACAGCUCAACAGAAUGAUGCUGGAGAUGAGGUCUUCACAGUGACGGUCACCGUUGUGGCUUGUGGGACAACUCUUGAAUCCUCCUGCGGUGUCCCUGCCGGGUUUUGCACUUCCUAG
Molecule: messenger RNA, 1089 nt
Organism: Rhinocladiella mackenziei CBS 650.93
Lineage: Eukaryota; Fungi; Ascomycota; Eurotiomycetes; Chaetothyriales; Herpotrichiellaceae
Exons: 3
Coding region: 1-1089 (362 amino acids)
Source: RefSeq, a predicted model, not a curated record